GUAUAUCUGGACGGGUUGACCUGAAUCUGUGACAUUUGGUUUGGCAAGGGCGCUCUUUCUGCGGACUGCUUCGCCUUGGCACACGUAAACCACAAUCGGCCUCGAAUCUUAUACGUAGGCAUCGCUGCAAUGAGCGCGCGUUCAACCAGAGCAAAGGGCGCCGCUCCAGUGCAGGAGGACAGCCGCGAUGCUGGACCGGCACAGGGCAAGAUUACAGAUGUGUUCCGUCAGAGCGUGCAAGGCGCGGCAGCGGCGCAGAAGUCGCAAAAGCCUGCCUUAAUCGGCACCAGGAAUGCCACGAAGCGGACCCUGGCCCUGGCCGCGCGAACGGCGGCCGUCACGCAGGCCGCGAGCGUCACCCCUGCGCCCCCGCCGGCGACCACGCCCAAGCGCAAGCGCCGCGGCGAGGACACGGAGCAGGACAAUGACGUCGUGUUGGUAGAGCACGACGAAGAGCAGCAGCAGCAGCAGGAUGGAGAUGAGGAUAUGGAGGAGACGGAGGCCGUUGCCGCCGCAGCGAAGGCCCCCAACGCGCGCGGGAGAGGCCGCCGCGCCGGCGCCGCGGCCCCGGCCCCGCCCGAAGCAGACAAGGCCGCUGGCACGGCUGCGGCGGCACAACGCCGCUCCACACGCGCCAAGGCGGCAGCAGCUGCGGAGGCACCGGUGCCGGCCGGCAAGGCUUCAGGCAAGGGCGGCGCAGCCGCUGCCGCGGCCCCCGCUGCGCGAGGGAAGAAGGACGGUGGCGAGGCGGCCGCGGCGGCUGGGGGUCGCAGCACUGUGCGCCACAUGAACAGCUGGGAGGUGCACGGCGAGAAGAUCCACGUGGGGGACGACGUGUACGUGGUGGAGGCGGAGGACUCCUCGCAGCUGCCCGGCGACGACGAGGACGAGCCCUGCUGCGUGUGCAGCCGCAACACCGACACGCGCCGCAUGGUGGAGUGCGACCGCUGCCUGCGCGGCUUCCACUUCCGCUGCCUCAAGCCGGCACUCAAGAAGCUGCCCGAUGGCGACUGGCUGUGCCCCGACUGCGUUGCGGGUGUCCCCGCCACCGCGCACGCCGACCGCCACAUCGCCACCUCCAGUCAGGCAUUCCUGUUCGGGAACAAGAUCCUGGGCCUGGCCCGUGUGACGGGCUGGAUGAAGGACCGCAAGGGCGAGGUGCAGGUGGUGGUGCGGCACUACAAAAAGCCGGAGGAGACACAUAUGGGCCGACAGGCUCACCACCACCCGCGCGAGGUGUUCCUGGGCGUGGGCGAGCACGUGGAGUCGGCGGCCUGCAUCUGGAGCCGAGCCGACGUGGUGGGGCCCGCCCGCUUCGCCGAGACCGGCGGCACCGACACCUACAUAUGCGAAUACGAGUACGACGACCGCUGGAAGCGCUUCCGCCGGCGCCUGGCCUCAGAUGAGGACCCCAGCGCCGCCGCCGCCAGCGACGACGACGACGAGUGGGGCGCCGCCGUGCCCUCCACGGCCGCAGCCGGCGGUAAACGCCGCGGCGCUGGCGCCGGCGCCGCCCGCGGCGGCCGCGGCCGGGGUGGUGCCGACGCGGCUAGCAGCGGCGAGGAGUACGAGGCGGAGGAGUCGGAUGAGUCCGACCGGGACGAAGAGUACAAGCCGCGCAACACGCUGGAUGGCUGGGUGAUCCGCAAGCCGCGCGGCGCGGGCGCGGCCCGACCCGGCCUGCCCACCCGGCAGGCGGCGGGCGGUCGCGGCCGCGGCCACUCCUACAAGGCGCUUCUGGACGAGGAGGGCACGGGCCUGCUACUGGACCAGGGCGCGGCGGCGGUGCCAGAGCGCGGGCCCGUGGGGCCCCUGGCGGCGGCCCGGCGCGCGCUGGCGCUCAACAACACGACCGGCGGGCUGCCGUGUCGCGAGACCGAGAAGACGGCGCUGCGGCGCUUCAUCAGCGGCGCAGUGGAGGAGGGCGGCGACUCUCCGGGCGUACUGUACGUUUGCGGCGUGCCCGGCACCGGCAAGACGGCGUGCUGCAUGGAGGUGCUGGGCGGCGUGCGGCAGCAGGCGCAGGCCAGCGGCGUGCAGCUGGUGAUCCUGAACGCGCUGCAGCUGCCCAGCCCGCAGCACGUGUACUCCAAGCUGUGGGAGCGCAUGAGCGGACAGCGCUGGGGGCCGGCGCGCGCACUCAAGGCGCUGGAGGAGGCGUUUUCGGGCGGCGUGGGGGCGGCGGCCGGGCGGCGGCACAUGACGCUGCUGAUCGUGGACGAGAUCGAUGUGCUUAUCACCAAGGACCAGGCGGUGCUGUACAACCUGUUUGAGUGGCCCAUGCGCGAGGGCUCCCGCCUGGCCGUCAUCGGCAUCUCCAACACACACGACCUGGACAGCCGCGUGCUGCCGCGCAUCGCCAGUCGGCUGUCUGGCUCCAAGCUGGCGUUCAACCCCUACAACUUUGAGCAGCUGCAGCUCAUCCUCAACAGCAGGCUGCAGGGCGUCACCGCGGUGGCCAAGGGCGCCCUCGACUUCUGCGCGCGCAAGGUCGCCUCCACCACCGGCGACGUGCGCCGCGCGCUGGAGCUGCUGCGCCGAGCCACCGAGAUCGCGGAGACGGAGCGGGCGGCGGCGGCGGCGGCGCGGGGGCAGCCGCCGCCCGAGGACCUGACCGGCGCGGUCGGCGUGCGCCAGGCCCAGGCCGCCAUCAAGGAGAUGUACGGUAGCCUGCACAUGACGCUGCUGCGCGCCGCCGGCCUGGCGCCCAAGCUGGUGCUGGUGGCGCUGCUGGUGGAGGCGCGCGCCACAAACAGGCCCGAGGUCACAGUGGCGGCCCUGCACGCGCGCCUCACCUCCCACCUGGCGCUGCUGACUCCCGCCGCCGCGCUGCCUCUGAGCCGCGUGGUGGAGGCGGCGGCGGCGCUGGGCGGGCAGCGGCUGGUGCUGGCGGAGCCGGGCUGGCAGGGGCCGGCCAUGCGCCUGACACUCAACGUGCCGCAGGACGACCUGGUGAGCCUGCUGCGCGGCGACCCCGCCCUGGCCGCCGUGCAGUCCUGCCUGGCGUGAGCGAGGUAGGCGGAGGGGUAAAACAGGGGGAGGAGGAGGGAGAGGAGGAGGAGCAAAACGAAGGGGAGGAGACUGGGCCAGGCUGGCAGGCCAGCAUGGAAAGUGGAGUGCGAUGGACGGAGGCGGCUGACUCGUGCCCAAGCGGCGCAGCAGCGCGUGCAUACGGCGGGUGUUGCGGUCGUAGCAAGGGCGUGGGCAGCCCCCAGCCGGUUGACCUGGGAGACGGGUAGGCGUGUGAUGUAGCGUGCCGCGGCAGUCGGGCAGUGUCGACGGUGUAGUAGUGAGGCUGGGUAGGACGACUUGCCAGGGCAAGGUUCAGGGCAAGGCUGGGCAGGAGGCACCAUGCGGCGCGCGAGUAGGGAUGGUCAGGAGGAGACACUGCAAGGGCUUAUGCCUGUGAAGCCAUUGCUUGUGCGUGACAUGAGUCAUUCGCAGUGGGGUAGAGCGUAUGUACACAGUAUGCAUGCACGGCCUCCAGGUAGGAGCGCCACUUGGUCAUGUACGUCGACGGUUUUGGGGUGGUCUGCUAGGAACGUGUGUGUCGCGUGCACAGGUGUGGUUGUGGCUAGGCUGCUGCCACGUUGACAAGGGGGUUGGUGCGGCGCGGCUAGCGUUCGUUCACCGGCGUUUAGCCUCGCGAGGACAGCAGACCCGGGCGUUUCCCCGGCUGCUGUGGCGUCCGAAGGCCGCGGGCUGGGGCACCACCAAACACCUCCUAACAUGACUGCACCAACACGUGCUCCGCGAUGACGCUUCUAAGCAACCUUCUGCUGCCAGUUACGCAAGGCAGUUAGGGGCGAAGGAUAAAUUGCCUCGUGUAUUGGUGGCGCACGUCUGCGCCCGUUUUCGCACCGGCGGGAGUUAGGCCGAGUCAAGUGGCGGGCGCUGCGGGGCGCUUGGGACUGACGGCCGAUUAAAGCUUGUUAGAAAGCCGCCGUAGUUCUAUUUUGUUAACGCCAGCUUCUGGUGGAUAACGACCGAGUAUGAUCCUCUGCGGAGCGGGCACGGGCAGGCGUGCAUCAGGGCGUGCAUGCGCGUCCUGUCAUGCAAUUAAUAACAUUCGGUGUCUGAUUUACCUCUAAAGUAUGCGUUUUAACGUGCACCGACCGGCGCUGCAAAAGGUCCCUUGACGCUCACAUUUAUGGUACUGAGAUCCGUCGUUUCACAUG
Messenger RNA from Chlamydomonas reinhardtii, 4178 nucleotides. RefSeq lists its product as uncharacterized. Gene Ontology annotation, molecular function: chromatin binding; ATP binding; DNA replication origin binding. The transcript has 18 exons. Lineage: Eukaryota; Viridiplantae; Chlorophyta; Chlorophyceae; Chlamydomonadales; Chlamydomonadaceae. The record is from RefSeq and is a predicted model, not a curated record. The coding region runs from base 130 to 3009 and encodes 959 amino acids. Gene Ontology annotation, biological process: mitotic DNA replication checkpoint signaling; DNA replication initiation. Gene Ontology annotation, cellular component: nuclear origin of replication recognition complex.